Molecule: messenger RNA, 325 nt
Organism: Dentiscutata erythropus
Lineage: Eukaryota; Fungi; Glomeromycota; Glomeromycetes; Diversisporales; Gigasporaceae
Source: the annotation of a GenBank genome assembly
ACAGUUUAUAAUAACAAGAAAAAAAUUGCUAAACAACAUCCAUCAAAAGUUAAAGAAUAUUUUAUUAAAAAUAAAGAUUCACUUUGUAUAUAUAAUAUAGAUGAUUAUCAUAAUAUUCAUGAAAAAAGAAGACCAGAUAAUACUAAUUUAUCAGGAGCAGCUCAUUUAGCAACAAGUAUGUGCAAAAAAAUUCAGCAAUGUGGACCAGUACUAGUAAAUUUUAAUGAUGUAUCAGUUCAUAAUCCAGUAAAUAUUGAUGCAUCAAUUAUUUGUGAACAACUUAUUAAUACAUAUCAAGGGCUUUUUGAUCUUUCUUAUACUCAAC